Molecule: messenger RNA, 1518 nt
Organism: Tuber melanosporum (Perigord truffle)
Lineage: Eukaryota; Fungi; Ascomycota; Pezizomycetes; Pezizales; Tuberaceae
Exons: 9
Coding region: 51-1172 (373 amino acids)
Biological process (GO): pyruvate decarboxylation to acetyl-CoA
Molecular function (GO): pyruvate dehydrogenase (acetyl-transferring) activity
Source: RefSeq, a predicted model, not a curated record
GACUUGAUACCCGGCAUCUGUUUACCGCUACCUAAAACAUUAUCACCAGCAUGUUUGUAGCUAGGAAUUUCCUUUCCCGCGCUGCCGGAAAUGCUCUCAGAAAGCCCCUUGUCAACAUACACCGAGUAACUGCUUUUCAAGCUUUGAAGGCAGAGCAAAAAAAUUAUUCCACUGGCGGUACGAGAGAUUAUACGGUAAGGGAGGCUCUGAACGAGGCGCUUGCCGAGGAAUUGGAGAGGGACGAGAAAGUACUUAUUAUGGGCGAAGAAGUGGCCCAGUACAAUGGGGCUUACAAAGUCACCAAGGGAUUGUUGGAUCGUUUUGGCGAAAAGAGAGUUAUCGAUUCGCCAAUUACGGAGCACGGUUUCGCUGGUCUCGGUGUUGGUGCCGCUCUCGCUGGCCUCAGCCCUGUGGUUGAAUUCAUGACUUGGAACUUUGCUAUGCAAGCAAUUGACCAGAUUAUUAACUCUGGAGCUAAGACACAUUAUAUGAGUGGAGGCAUCCAGCCUUGCAGCAUUACUUUCCGUGGACCCAAUGGAUUUGCUUCUGGUGUGGCGGCUCAACAUUCUCAGGAUUACUCUGCCUGGUAUGGCAGCAUCCCGGGAUUGAAAGUAGUUACGCCCUGGAGUGCGGAAGAUGCUAAGGGUCUGUUGAAAGCUGCUAUCAGAGAUCCCAACCCAGUAGUGGUUCUUGAGAAUGAGUUGCUUUACGGACAGGCGUUUCCUAUGUCAGAGGAGGCUCAGAAGUCUGACUUUGUCCUACCUAUCGGAAGCGCUAAGAUCGAGCGAGUUGGAAAAGAUGUUACUCUUGUGGCGCUCUCCCGCUGCGUUGGACAAGCUCUCACCGCGGCGGCGACUCUAAAGAAGAAAUAUGGAGUCGAGACGGAAGUUAUUAACCUCCGUUCCGUUAAGCCUCUUGAUGUUGAGACCAUCGUGAAAUCUGUCAAGAAAACCAAUCACCUGAUCGCCAUUGAGAGCGGCUUCCCCAGCUUCGGGGUUGCCAGUGAGAUCCUUGCUCUGAGCAUGGAAUACAUGUUUGAUUUCUUGGACGCCCCGGCCCAAAGAAUCACCGGCGCGGAGGUCCCAACGCCAUACGCAAUUGGCCUCGAGCAAUUAUCUUUCCCUGACGAGGACCUCAUGGUUAAGAAGACUGCACAGCUGCUGGGGCUCUAGGGAAGGCAAAGGCAGGUGGCCAGGAGUGGGGGGGUUCGGAAGCGAUGGUGUUAGCAGACGUAAGCCUUUGGCUGCAGCAAAGCGCUCUUUGAGUUACUCCCCUUGGCGAUGUUAGUGGUGUUGGGUCUCUGAUUUUUUUCCUCACAUUUCCUUCGCGAUCGUAGGACUGCUUCUGUUUUGUUGGAUGCACACGUGAAGUGCAUGCUCGUUCAACUCUUCCGGAGAUUGGCUUCCUUUCUUUCCUGUUUUAUAUGGUUCACAAGCCAAGCGGGGUGGCGGUUUGGAUUGGGCUUUUAUUAUCUUCUUUCUUUUGUAGAAUAAUCUUAGACAACCACUUGAUAGAGAA